UCCCAUCACCUCAAAAACUCCUUCAAGUUUCAGGAAUACACACUUCACUCUUCAUUCUUCUUCCUUUGGUCUCAUUUUUUUAACCAUUUAGUGAUCAUGGGUGUUCUAUCUUAUGAAUCUGAGUUCACCUCCUCUAUCCCUCCAGCUAGGCUUUUUAAGGCCUUUGUCCUUGAUGCAGACAACCUCUUUCCAAAGCUUGCUCCCAAUGCAGUUAAGUCUGUUGAAAUCAUUGAAGGAGAUGGAGGAGCUGGAACCAUCAAGAAGAUCACAUUCGGCGAGGGCAGCCACUUCAACUAUUCAAAGCAAAAGAUUGAAGUAGUUGACAAAGACAACUUUGUCUACGCCUACAGUUUGAUUGAAGGAGAUGCCUUGACAGACAAACUUGAGAAAAUCUCUUAUGAGAACAAGUUUGUCGCAGCUGAUGGAGGAUCCAUCAUCAAGAGUGUCAGCAAAUACCACACCAAGACCGACGACCAUGAAAUCACUGAAGACAAGAUCAAAGCAGGGAAAGAAAAGGCUGCUCAUCUCUUCAAGGUUGUUGAGAAGUACCUCCAAGAGAAUCCUGAUGCCUACAACUAAAACAGUUUCACCAAUGUUACCUAUAUAUGUUGCUCAUUGAAGUGUGGUUUCUUACAGUUAUUCCCAACAAUAUCUGGCUUGUGAUUUUCUUUUCUUUUUUUUUUUUUUUCUCAGAAUGUUAAAGUGUGAACAUUUGUAUUUCUUUAAUUAUAAUCAAAUAAAAAUAUUUUUUGUGUGAUCAUCAAA
Ziziphus jujuba (common jujube) is the source of this 765-nucleotide messenger RNA. Its product is annotated as major strawberry allergen Fra a 1.05. The transcript is spliced from 2 exons. Bases 97 to 579 code for a protein of 160 amino acids. The record is from RefSeq and is a predicted model, not a curated record. Gene Ontology annotation, molecular function: signaling receptor activity; protein phosphatase inhibitor activity; abscisic acid binding. Gene Ontology annotation, biological process: defense response; abscisic acid-activated signaling pathway. Lineage: Eukaryota; Viridiplantae; Streptophyta; Magnoliopsida; Rosales; Rhamnaceae. Gene Ontology annotation, cellular component: nucleus; cytoplasm.